Macrosteles quadrilineatus (aster leafhopper) is the source of this 2927-nucleotide messenger RNA. RefSeq lists its product as uncharacterized. Gene Ontology annotation, molecular function: RNA polymerase II complex binding; mRNA binding. Gene Ontology annotation, cellular component: mRNA cleavage factor complex; cytoplasm. Gene Ontology annotation, biological process: termination of RNA polymerase II transcription. The record is from RefSeq and is a predicted model, not a curated record. NCBI's taxonomy places the organism in Eukaryota, Metazoa, Arthropoda, Insecta, Hemiptera, Cicadellidae. Bases 157 to 2850 code for a protein of 897 amino acids. The transcript has 16 exons.
UGUUAUUAUGAUGUUGAUGUUGCUUUUUAUCGUUUAGCUGAGCCGGCAUUAUGUUUAAAUUGUGCUUGGUUUAGCCGGCAAAAGUUUAUGUUUAAUUGCUGCUUGUUCGGCUAUUGUUAUAAAUAAGACAUUACUAGGCUUUUAGACCUAUGCAAAAUGGCAACAAGCGACAAAAGUAGUCCUGUAUCUAAUCCAGAAUUAGCUGAGCCCAUGUCAAUGAGUGCCAGAAGAAGAGUUGCGGCACUCAAAAGCCUCCGGCACAAAGAAACACAAGAGCCCAUGUCAAUGAGUGCCAGAAGAAGAGUUGCGGCACUCAAAAGCCUCCGGCACAAAGAAACACAAACCCAACCACGGUUUGAGAUUCAAUAUGACGCUGGUGAAGAGGAUAAACCAGAGCGGGUCAUGGUGAGUGUGAGAGCUGCAGACUACCCGGAAAAAGCAGCUUGUCAUAUGUGUCAUGUCAAGUUUGAGUCUUCCUACAACGAGGAGAAGGACGAGUGGCAUCUCCGCAAUGCAGCUGACCACGAGGGCAAUUUGGUGCAUCCCAUCUGUCUGGAGGACCAGAAGGCUGCUGCUGAGAAGCUAAUAGUGGUAGAAGAGAUUGACAUCACUGAAGACGAGCCAAAGGAAGAAGUGACUAAGAAAGAAGAAGAAUCUGUGGAAAAGAAAGAAAAGGAAGCUCCAAAGGAUACAGACAUUGAAUAUAUCAAGCUUGUAUUGCCUGUGGAGGAUUUGACAGUUUCUGAUAAUGAAGAAGAAAAAGAAACAAAAGACACAACUGUAAUCGAAGACAAAGAACUGAAAAAAGAUGAAGUAAAACCAUUAGAAGAAGUAACAUCAACAACAACAGAGACAAAGACAAUACCCCAGGAAUCGAAAGAUGAUAUUCAAACCCAUCCAUGCUUUGAGAUGCAAUAUGACGCUGGUGAAGAGGAUAAACCAGAGCGGGUCAUGGUGAGUGUGAGAGCUGCAGACUACCCGGAAAAAGCAGCUUGUCAUAUGUGUCAUGUCAAGUUUGAGUCUUCCUACAACGAGGAGAAGGACGAGUGGCAUCUCCGCAAUGCAGCUGACCACGAGGGCAAUUUGGUGCAUCCCAUCUGUCUGGAGGACCAGAAGGCUGCUGCUGAGAAGCUAAUAGUGGUAGAAGAGAUUGACAUCACUGAAGACGAGCCAAAGGAAGAAGUGACUAAGAAAGAAGAAAAAUCUGUGGAAAAGAAAGAAAAGGAAGCUCCAAAGGAUACAGGCAUUGAAUAUAUCAAGCUUAUAUUGCCUGUGGAGGAUUUGACAGUUUCUGAUAAUGAAGAAGAAAAAGAAACAAAAGACACAACUGUAAUGGAAGACAAAGAACUGAAAAAAGAUGAAGUAAAAGGAAUCAAAGAUGAGAUUCAAGAACCUGAUAUAGACAUGAAAUGGCUGUUUAAGUUUAAUGUUGAUUGGGAUGUCACCGAAGAACAAUUUUGGUUCUUGGAUGAACCAAUCCACAAUACAUUAAGCCUUGUAAACAGUUUGACUGAAGGACUUACACUAUUUCACAGCCUUUUGAACAAAAUCAUCAUUUUUAAAGUGCUGUAUGAUAAGGAUCCGAUAAAGGCAUAUUCUGUAAUAAAAACCAGCGAUGACUGUGAAAAUCAAAAUGUUCUGGUUAAAACUGAACUUGAGCUGGUUGAUACCGCAAGGAAAAUGUGUCAUUCACUUAAAAGAAUGAUGGGCAUUGACGACACCAAUACCUUAUUAGGAUAUAGGGGACCAACUCCAGAAUGGGCCGUAACUUAUAUCAAAGGUUCAUUUUAUGAACAUUUCGGAGCAAAAUGCUGCAAACGAGCCGCAAUCCUCUUUGUCAAAGUUUUAGAUGAUGACCAGUCCCCAGAAAAUCAGGAACUUUUGUUCUUGAAAGCCCGGAUUCUGGGUACUGUCCGUUACCUAGAGCAGUGGCCAGGUGCUAAGUGGAUACAGGAGGAGAAUCUUCUAAACAAGCUUUUGAGUCAUCAAGCAGAGCCUGGAUCUAGCCUGGAAAUUCGGGUCAAAAUGUAUCUCGCCGAGUUUCUGCGGUUGAGGGGCUAUAGAAAUUUCCUAGAAUCUGUACACCUUUCUGGGUUCUAUUACAGAAAGGCCACAUCACUACUGCUGAGUCUGAUAGAACCUUUGAAAUUGUGGAGACCCGAGGCGUCGGCUUGGCUGGCAGAACAGCUGUUUAUCAUACCGAGUGAUGGGGAAUGGAUGUGGAUGGAGGAGGCUCAAGAAGUACUCAGAAAAAUUUCCACUGUAAGUCAAAGCACUGCAUAUACCUUCAGGACAAUGGCUCUAUCCAUGGAGUUGCAAAUAAGGCAAGAGAUGAAGGAUGAGAUGAGAUGGGCACAACAAAGGAGGGAGAAGGUGCAAAAACAAAAUAUGGAUCAAGAGGGUGUGGAAAUGGUCAUCAGUGUACUAGACCAUGCCAUCAAGUUGGGCUCUGCCAAAGCUAAGCUGGAGAAGGCAGGGUUUUUGUGCCGUGCAGGAUUCGAUGAAUGCACGAUAUUAAAUGAACUUACGGAUACACCAGAUGCCCCUCUCCACAAGGCAGCUCAUUUGAUGUUGUGUCGCAAUAAGCAGUCACAGGCCCAGGAACUGCUGAAACCUUACCUGACUCCCAACAUGAUCCACUACCCUGCUCUUAUGGCUUUUCACCCAUUCUGCACGUUAUUGAUGGAGCCAGUAAACAUCAGGGAUGUGGUGCAAUGUCAACCCAGUGCACAACCUACUCAAAGGAGUUCAACUCAGUACCUGACUGUCAGGAAGGAUAUCCUUGCCGAGAGUAUCCGCCUGAGAACAAAUAAAAGUUGUCUGAAUAGAAGACAUAAAAAGAAAAAGUAAGUUUGUAGAUAUUAGCCUAGACACCUAUUUUUAUCAGUAUUUUUACCUUUUUGGUAGCCUAAGGUGAUGGGACAUGU